Messenger RNA from Synchytrium microbalum, 1485 nucleotides. RefSeq lists its product as uncharacterized. Gene Ontology annotation, cellular component: peroxisome; mitochondrion. The transcript has 7 exons. Lineage: Eukaryota; Fungi; Chytridiomycota; Chytridiomycetes; Synchytriales; Synchytriaceae. The coding region runs from base 1 to 1485 and encodes 494 amino acids. Gene Ontology annotation, molecular function: carnitine O-acetyltransferase activity. The record is from RefSeq and is a predicted model, not a curated record. Gene Ontology annotation, biological process: carnitine metabolic process.
AUGGAGGCAGACAGCACUCGCACAGGGCCGUUGUCUAUGGAUCAAUAUCAGUGGCUAUUUAACACGUGCCGAAUUCCAAAAGCAGGGACAGACGUUAUCCGUGUAUCAGACAAGAUCAAGAACAAUCAUAUUAUAGUAUCCCGGAACGGCAAAUUCUACUCGGUGUCUGCCGUACAUGCAUCUGGUGUACAGCUCAAUACUGCCGAGCUUGAAACAAGAGUUUUGCAGAUGGCUGGGCAAACAAAGGAUGUUUGCCUUGGUUCACUGACAGCAAACAAUCGUGAUGCUUGGGCUCAAGCUCGUUGUGAAUUAUUGGAAUCCUCAGUAAACCUGGCAUCACUGGACCAGAUUGAAUCGGCUUCAUUCAUGAUUGUGCUAGAAAAUGGAUCACCAGAGUCUCUAACAGACGUGUCUAGAAGUACAUGGCUUGGUGAUGGAAGAAACCGAUGGAAUGAUGUCACUUGUCAAUAUCUCAUUUACGAAAACGGCAAAGCUGGAUUUGUUGGUGAGCAUUCCAUGAUCGACGGUACGAGCACAGGACGAAUGGUGGAGUUCAUAAUCGAUAGUCUUGACAAGGGCAAGAUAAAUUACGGGCCACCAGAAAUCUCGUCAAGUCUACCGCUUCCCACCAAACUCGGAUGGGAACUAAAUGAAUCUCUACUAUUCCAUAUCAAAAGUGCAGAAUGGGCCUUUGAAGACCUUAAUGCCCGGGAAGACAUGAAGGUGCUUGGAUUCCAUGAGUUUGGGAAACAACAGAUUAAGAAGUUUAAUGUAUCCCCAGACGCUUUUGUACAAAUGGCCAUACAACUAGGAUACUAUAAGAUGUACGGUUACUGUAAACCGACAUAUGAAAGUGCCCAAACUCGCAAGUAUGCGUAUGGUCGAACUGAAACUUGCCGGACUGUCUCUGUUGAAUCUGUUGCUUGGUGCAAAGCUAUGGGAGAUCCGACACUUCCGAUGCAUGAAAAGGCUGAACUGUUGUUGAAAGCCAUCACGUCACACGUAAAACGGAUGGGCGAAGCAGUAGAUGCCAAGGGAGUGGAUAGACAUCUUCUUGGAUUGAAACACCAGAUAAAAUCCGGAGAAGAAAUACCACGUAUGUUUGCUGAUCCAGAAUACGAUGCCACCAGGACUUGGAUAUUAUCUACCUCUCAAGUAUCUUCAGAGUGUUUUGAAGGCUAUGGAUGGAGCCAAGUCUGCGCCAAUGCCUAUGGCAUCCCGUACUGCGUCAAGAAUAACAGCCUUCUAGUCACCGUUACAUGUCUCAAGCAGCUGAAUGCAAGUGCUCUAUCAGACUCUAUUGCGACGGCUUUACGAGAAAUGAGAGCCUUGUUUGCAGAGGCUUCUGCCGUCAAGAUUCCUGUCGAUAUCAAGCCUGUCAAUACAAAGACAGCAGCUGUAGCUAAACAGCCAAUGAUACUCGAGAGCAGGAGAAUGUCGUUAGUGGAGAUGACUGCGAGCACAGCAAGUUUAAUUGCAACGUAA